GGCCGCCAUUAAAGAAAGGAAUCCAUGAAUUCAAAUGGAAACCAACAGGAACCGAGGCAGAAAUUAUGACCGAAAUAAUCGUUAAAAUAUAGGUCGUUGCCACAUUUAAAGAGGUUUUUACAGGAUUUAUUUCGUUUUUAGACUCGUUUUUGCGAUGGAGGAGUAAGACAGGACGUCUUUAUUUUUUUAAGCAGAGACUGUUUUAGGGCUAAGGGGGAGGGGGAGAGUUGCUUUGCUCUCCUUUUCUUUUUGUUUUAUGAACAUUUUUCGCUGCCUUUAAUUAGUUUUUGCUGUGUGCUUUUGAGAUGUCGACGUGAAGCCCAAACGGUCUCUUUUAUGCGCUUUUAGCUCCGGCGUGGGGAACUGCAAUCGGAAGGUUGUUGAAAUAACUAUCCUCCAGCCAAAUGUUCCAACAAAUAUUUCUCGUUGAUUAAGCCUGAACAUCUUUAAAAACACAAUUUCGCCAAUUGUUCUUUUUUUCCUCCCCGGGAAGUGAAACGAUGGAGAGUUGGAUCUCGCAGUGAAGAAGGAUGAGUUCUUGUUUUGUACCAAACGGGGCCAGCUUGGAGGAUUGCCAUUCCAAUCUAUUCUGUCUGGCUGACUUAACAGGAAUCAAAUGGAAGAGGUUUGUGUGGCAGGGUCCCACCUCCGCGCCCAUCCUCUUCCCAGUGACGGAGGAGGACCCCAUCCUAUGCAGCUUCAGCCGCUGCCUGAAGGCCGACGUCCUAAGUGUAUGGCGGCGCAGUCAGCGGCAGGGGCGGAGGGAGCUUUGGCUCUUCUGGUGGGGGGACGACCCCAACUUCGCCGACCUGAUCCACCACGAGCUUACAGCUGAGGAUGACGGGCUGUGGGAGAACGGGCUUUCCUACGAGUGUCGCACGCUGCUGUUCAAAGCCAUCCACAACCUGCUGGAGCGCUGCCUCAUGAACCGCAGCUUCGUUCGCAUCGGCAAGUGGUUCGUCAAGCCCUACGAGAAGGACGAGAAGCCGAUCAACAAGAGUGAGCACCUAUCCUGCGCCUUCACCUUCUUCUUGCACGGGGAGAGCAACGUGUGCACCAGUGUUGAGAUCAACCAGCACCAGCCCGUGUACCAUCUGACGGAGGAGCAUCUCACUCUGGCUCAGCAAGCGUCCAGUCCCUUCCAAGUGAUCCUGAGUCCUUUCGGCCUGAAUGGGACGCUGACUGGCCAGUCCUACAAGAUGUCAGACCCGCCCACCCAGAAGCUAAUUGAGGAGUGGAACCAGUUUUAUCCCAUCAGCCCCAGCGCCAAGAAUGGUGUGUCGGAGGACAAAGCAGAGGACAUGGAUUGGGAGGAUGACUCUCUUGGCUCUGUGGAGGUCCUCGUAGGUGGUGUGCGGAUGGUGUACCCAGCCUGCCUUGUGCUGGUGCCCCAGUCAGAUAUCCCCGUUGUGGCCCCUGUGGGGUCCUCCCACUGCUCUGCCAUCUACACGGGUGGUCACCAAGUGCCUGCUUCCCAGCGAGAGCCCGCCAUGUCGUUGGUGACCCUCACCCCUCCCACAUCGCCUGAGGAGGCACAGACAGUGGACUCCCACUCGGCCCAGAAGUGGGUUAAGAUGCCUUCAUUGUCUGAUACGUUCAGUGUGGACAGAACAAGUCAUCACGGAGGCAAAGUUCCACGCCGGCAAGCCAGUCAGGUGGUGGAGCGCGUCUGGCAAGAGUGCAAUAUCAACCGAGCCCAGAACAAGCGAAAGUUCUCAGCUGCAACAAACGGUACCUGUGAGGAAGAACGGAAUGAGAAAGCGGGAGUCUGGGAUUUUGUGGAGCCUUCACAGAGGUCGUACUGCAGCUGUUCCAGAUACAAAUCAGUGAAGCAGCGAACAGGCAGCACCCCAGGCCAAACUCCGUCAGCGGGCCAGCCCUCGCAGCCUCUUGCCAAGCACAAAGCUGGGGGAGAGAAGCCAGAGAAAGGUGACAAGCUGCAGAAAAGACCCCAGACACCCUUCCAUCAUCGCAGCCUGACCAGCGACGACGCUUCAAUAGAGGCCGAGGCAACAGCUGGCCAAAGGUUAGCCAUGAGGGGCCAGGACGGAGGAAGAUUCCCCAGUAUACGCUCCACCGAUGUGUCCGGCAUCCAAAAAGCCCCCCAGCUCCACAGUGGGGACGUCGGCGCUUGUUUGUCAGAACAGGCCAACUCUCCCCAACCGCCACCACUUAGCCCCCACCCCUGCGAGUGUGGCGAGGAGUCAGGGGAGGGCAUGAAGAACCCUUCAACCCCCAACAGCCAACACUUUUACCAGUCGCCCUCGGAGCCCGGCCUGGUCGGGGUGAAGGGGGGUGGUGAGGAACCCGGUGGGCCAGAGGGCCUGAAUCAGCACUUCCACUCCCAUCACUCCCACUCCCAUCACCCCCACUGCCACCCUGGAGCUUCAACUUACUCCGAUCCCCCGGAGCCCACUGUCUACGUGGGCUCAGCGGUCAACUUGGAGGAGGACGGCUCCCACGGACCAUGGCGGUUAUUCAACCUACCCCGCAGGAAAGAAGCCGAGCAGCCCACACCACUGCUGCCAGGGGACAAGAUGAGGGACGAGCCCUUAGCAUCACAGGACAACCCGCUGUCGGUCACAGAGGUGAUGUCCACGUCGAAAUGGCCCCUAAAGGUGUCUGAAGAACGUCUCCAGAUGUAUCGAGCCAGGAGGAACCAGUACCUGUCGGCUGCCAUAACAGACGGAUAUCACGAAGCGGAGAGUGACCCCUACGCCUUCGAGGAAGGAGAUGUCAAUUUCACAUUCUCCAACAAGAAGGAUAAGGGAGGCGGGGAGCGGGAGCCUGGCAAGAAACACAAGGGUGAAGAUGGAGGAGCUGGUCCGUCGGAUGAGGCUCAGCGGGUGGCCGCUCACAACCGUAUGGCUUCCAUCAGCCUGAUCCACGAGACGGACUUGGUGGUGUCCAUCAACGACCUCGACAACCUCUUCAAUUCGGACGAGGAUGAUCUGGCGCCUGGUUCCAGGCGACCAGUGAAUGGAACGGAUGACAAAUUUGGCAGCAAGGAACCAAAGACAUCCACUUUGGACCCUGUAUCCUGCAUUAGCUCGGCAGACCUGCACCAGAUGUUCCCCACGCCUCCCUCCCUAGAGCAGCACAUCAUGGGCUACUCGCCCAUGAACAUGUGCAGCAAGGAGUACGGCAGCAUGGAGCACAACACGGGCUUGACCACGAUGGACGGCACCUCAUCUCUGGGAGGCCACUUCAAGAUCGAGGUGGAGGAGAGCUUCUGCAGUCCCAAGCCAUGUGAGAUCCAGGACUAUUCAUUUGUGUACAAGCCAGAACUAUGCCAGCCCUUCGUUGGCUGCUCCAUGUUUGCCCCUCUGAAGGUAUUACCCAGCCAGUGUCUCCCGCCAGUCAAAAUACCAGAGGAUUGCAUCUACCGACCCAGCUGGACCAUGGGCAGGGAGAUGCUCAACCCCGUGCCUGUCAUGACCUUCCUCAACAAGGACAGUAACAUCCCCAGUGUGGGCAGCACCAUGGACCAGGACUACAGCCAGUCCUACACCCCUCAGACCCACACGCCUUUCAUGUCCAACAGUGCUCCACCGAGUAACAGUGGCGCUGGCAUCCUGCCUUCACCUGCCACCCCACGUUUCUCCGCCCCCACUCCACGCACGCCUCGGGGCCCUUCCAGCAUCCAGGGUUCGGUCAAAUAUGAGAACUCUGACCUGUACUCGCCGGCAUCAACCCCUUCCACCUGCCGACCGCUGAACUCGGUCGAGCCGGCCACCGUACCCUCCAUCCCCGAGGCCCACAGCCUCUACGUCAACCUCAUCCUCUCUGAGUCCGUCAUGAACCUCUUCAAGGACUGCAACUUCGACAGCUGCUGCAUCUGCGUGUGUAACAUGAACAUAAAAGGAGCCGAUGUGGGCGUGUACCUGAGCGACCCCGUAGGCGAGGCUCAGGAACCAUGCAGCUGUGGCUUCAGCGCUGUGGUCAAUCGGCGCUACGGCAACGGCUCGGGUCUCUUCCUGGAGGACGAGCUGGAUAUCAUCGGCCGCGGCUCAGACGUCAGCAGGGAGGCAAAGAAGCGCUUUGAGGCGCUGCGGCUCUCCUCGCUGGAAAGGACUGGCGUAGGAAGGGGUGACCGGGUCCCAGAUGAGGUUAUUCUCCUCCUACAGGACCAGUGCACCAACCCAUUUUCACCCAUUUCCAUCCUAGAACAUGACAUAGUGACACGGGGACCAAGUGGGGCCCCUGUGCCGCCCUGUGUGAGGGUGGAGGAGAAGGACUACCACAGCGACUGUUACAUGGCCCUGGAGCACGGCAGGCAGUUCAUGGACAACAUGUCAGGCGGCAAGGUGGACGAGGCGCUGGUCAAGAGCACCUGCCUGCACCACUGGGCCAAACAAAACGCGGUGGACGUGAGUGCGCUGUGCUCUCAGGAUGUGCUGCGGGUGCUGAUGUCCCUCCAACCCGUACUCCAGGACGCAAUCCAGAAGAAGAGGACAGUAAGGUCGUGGGGCGUUCAGGGUCCCCUCACCUGGCAGCAGUUCCACAAGAUGGCUGGACGGGGCUCUUACGGCACAGACGAGUCCCCAGAGCCCCUGCCCAUCCCCACCUUCCUGGUGGGUUAUGAGUACGACUUUGUGGUGCUGUCUCCGUUCGGUCUGCCCUACUGGGAGAAACUGCUGCUGGAUCCCUUUGGCUCCCAGCGGGACAUCGGGUACCUGGUGGUUUGUCCUGACAGCGAGGCCUUGCUCAGCGGUGCCAAGAGCUUCUUCCGAGACCUCACCGCUGUCUACGAGUCAUGUCGCCUGGGCCAGCACCGACCCAUUUCCAAAGGUUACCCCGAUGGCAUUGUCCUCGUCGGCGGCAAUGGGGCCAAGAACCUGGUGGAUCAGCCAGUCAGCGACUGGUUCCUCAAGGCUGCCAGCAGCAACAGCGACGCCUUCACUAAGCUCAAACUCUAUGCACAAGUGUGCCGCCACAACCUCGCCCCAUACCUCGCAUCACAGCCAUUGGACAGCUCCCUCCUCACACAGCCCAGUCUCCCGCCAUCAUCCACACAACUGUCUAGCUCCACCUCCAGCUCAGUCGGCCAGCAGAGUUCACUGAACUCUGCGGGCUCCUCCGUUCCCAUCAUCAUCAACAACAACAACAACAGCAACAGCAGCAGCAGUGGGUCCGGAAACGGCUCCGCGUCAUCCAACAGUCUGGUGACAUCCUCGGGCCAGCUGGGCCCAGCUGCCAAGCCCAGCUCUUUCCCCCCCUUUGGGAGCAUGGGCAGCCAGGGCCAGGGAGGUGCCCCCCAGAGUGGACAGCUGGGGCAGCAGGAUGGUACCCAGAAUACUGGUACCUCGGGGGACAACUCCAGCAGCCAGGCCCAGGGGCCCACAGAGCCACUAGAAAGCACUUUGGAACGAGAGAAGGUAGGCGUGCCCACGGAUGGGGAGUCCCACGCCGUCUCGUAUCCACCCGCCAUAGUUGUUUACAUUGUGGACCCCUUCAGCUACGAGGAGGCUGAUGGUGGCCCGGGGCCGGUGCCGGCCCACUCCAGUGUGUGGACGCUGGGUUUGCUACGCUGCUACCUUGAGAUGCUUCAGUUCCUUCCCCCACACAUCCGCAAUUCUGUUUCUGUACAGAUUGUCCCCUGCCAGUACCUGCUGCAGCCAGUACGAGGCGAAGACCGCCACAUCUACGCCCAGCACCUCAAGUCUCUUGCCUUCUCCGUCUUCGCUCAGUGCAGACGACCGCUGCCCACCUCCACCAACGUCAAGUCACUGACGGGCUUCGGCCCGGGCCUGGCCAUUGACACCGCACUGAAGAGCUCUGAGAGGCCGGAGUGUCUGCGUCUGUACACGCCCCCGUUCAUUCUAGCACCGGUGAAGGACAAGCAGACGGAGCUCGGGGAAACAUUUGGGGAGGCAUCGCAAAAAUACAACGUGCUGUUUGUCGGAUACUGUCUGUCCCACGACCAGCGCUGGAUCCUGGCUACAUGCACUGACCUGUAUGGGGAACUCCUCGAGACCUGCAUCAUCAACAUCGAUGUGCCCAACAGGGCACGGAGGAAAAAGGGCUCUGUUCGGCGGCUCGGCCUGCAGAAGCUGUGGGAUUGGUGCUUGGGGCUGGUGCAGAUGACCUCAGUUCCCUGGAGGGUGGUGAUUGGCCGACUGGGAAGGAUAGGACACGGAGAGUUAAAAGACUGGAGUAUUCUGCUGAGCAGGAGAAAUCUCCAGUCACUGAGUCGCCGUCUGAAGGAAAUGUGUCGAAUGUGUGGCAUCUCCGCCUCGGAUACUCCCAGCAUCCUCAGCAUGUGCUUGGUCGCCAUGGAGCCCCAGGGAUCAUUUAUCAUCAUGCCAGACUCGGUGUCGACGGGCUCAGUGUUUGGCCGCAGCACCACCUUGAACAUGCAGACGUCCCAGCUGAACACCCCACAGGACACCUCCUGCACCCACAUCCUGGUCUUCCCCACGUCCGCCUUCGUCCAAGUUGCCAGCUCCAAUUACACCAACAUCGACCCGAACAUCGAUAUUUUAAACGCCACCACCGAUGGGUCCGAUGCCAUCGGGAUCUUUGACCUGCUGGACCAGGAAAACGAGUUGGUGGACCCGGACAUCAUCAACAUCUCGCCCAACACCUCGCCAGUACACUCCCCUGGCUCUCAUUACCACCAUGGAGGUGAUGGCAGUAAGGGCCAGAGUGCUGACCGUAUGGAGUCUCACGAAGAGGUUCCUAACCUCCUGCAGCAGCCUCUGGCACUUGGCUACUUUGUCUCCACGGCGAAAGCCGGCCCACUACCCGACUGGUUUUGGUCCGCCUGUCCGCAGGCUCAGAACCAGUGUCCACUCUUCCUCAAGGCCUCUUUGCACCUCCAUGUGUCUUCAGUGCAAUCAGAUGAACUAUUGCACAGCAAACACUCCCAUCCCCUCGACUCCAAUCAGACCUCAGAUGUCCUCCGAUAUGUGCUGGAGCAGUACAAUGCCCUCUCCUGGCUGACGUGUGACCCGGCUACGCAGGACCGACGGUCGUGUCUACCCAUUCACUUUGUGGUGCUCAACCAGAUGUACAACUUCAUCAUGAACAUGUUGUAGCCAACAGCCCCUUACCGACGCAGAUGUCGGGGAAACAUUUCAAAUAAGAGGAAAGCAAUGACUCCUGAGGGGGUUUCAUCAAGACUAAAGCAAACUGCAAGAACCAGACCGGCGCACGGAGCUGGAUCCUGCGCCAAGAUGGGAUUAGACGGCUGUUACUGAUUGAGACAGUCCAGUCCGUUUGAAUCAAAGAUGUGCACAUAGCGACACAGGAAUAAAGAUGAGGGGGAACCAGAAAUUAAGUUACAAAUUAAUGAACGUGGGAGAAUGACCGAUUGGUUGUGAUGGUAUGUAGCGUGGCAGCACAGUCACUGGCCAGUGUGUAUUGGAGAGACAAAUCUAUUUGUAAAGUUAUUGCAAGAAAAGGGACAUAUUUGAUCGUGGAAAAAAUGGAUCUUUGGUUUUAAGACAUGAAAGUUCUUUUUAUUGCUUUGGAUGAAAUAGUAUCCAAAUGAAAUGCCUGCAUCUAUCUUAUUUAUUGUAAGUUUUUAAAUGUAUAAUUUGUCUUAUUUCUUAACCUCUUUUAUAUAUAAAAAAAUGGAGAAGGUUUAUAUCACCUUCCUGCUUUAAAGCAAUUGGUCUAAGAUAUAUGUAAUCAUCUUAAUUUAAAAAAAAUAACCAGGAAAGAAAAUCCCAUACAAAUGAAAUCAAGUCGCAGUAGGUUGCUUUUAGAGUGUUAUUUUUUGUAAUGGAGACUGAAUAUUUGUAUUGUCACAAUGUACAGAAGAAUGAGAGUGGAGAAUUAUGUUCCAUGCCUUUGAGCAUGGACGACUUACAGCAAAGCUGUAGCUACAGAGGACUUGUCCAGCAAUGAACUUCACUGUGUUCAAAAAAAGAAGUACAUUGUUGUGUAUAGUAUUUUAUACCACACAUUUAGACACAUGAACCAAAUGGCAAUAUAUAUAAAUAAUUAUAUAUGAAUGCCAUGCCAGCAGUUGGUGGUGUGGCUUCUGUUUUAGGAAUAAAGUGCGUCAACUUAU
Molecule: messenger RNA, 8020 nt
Organism: Pseudoliparis swirei
Lineage: Eukaryota; Metazoa; Chordata; Actinopteri; Perciformes; Liparidae
Gene: med13a
Product: mediator complex subunit 13a
Exons: 30
Coding region: 531-7040 (2169 amino acids)
Biological process (GO): regulation of transcription by RNA polymerase II
Cellular component (GO): mediator complex
Molecular function (GO): transcription coregulator activity
Source: RefSeq, a predicted model, not a curated record